Messenger RNA from Selaginella moellendorffii, 1521 nucleotides. RefSeq names its product omega-hydroxypalmitate O-feruloyl transferase. The record is from RefSeq and is a predicted model, not a curated record. Gene Ontology annotation, molecular function: acyltransferase activity, transferring groups other than amino-acyl groups. Lineage: Eukaryota; Viridiplantae; Streptophyta; Lycopodiopsida; Selaginellales; Selaginellaceae. Bases 98 to 1450 code for a protein of 450 amino acids. The transcript is spliced from 2 exons.
GACAAGAGAGAGAAGAGCUUCACACUCAAGGUCUCAUUUUUUCUCUUGAGUCUUUCGAUUUUCUCUCGAGCAAACGCGGCAAGCAGGAAGAGGUCUCAUGGGUCUACAGGGAGAAGUAAGAUUGAGCGAUCUCAAAGUGAAAGUCCACAAGAUCUCGACGGUGGUUCCAGCCGGAGAGACCGAGCAAUGCACGCUCUUCAUGUCCAACAUCGACCAGGUACUGGCUUACUACGUCGAGACGGUCUACUUCUACGACAAGGGGGGUGACGCCGCGGCGGAACUUCUCCAGGAGGCGCUUGGGAGAGUUCUCGUCCCCUACCAUUUCCUGGCUGGGAGAUUCAAGCUCAAUCCCAAGCUGGGGAGGAUGGAGCUGGAAUGCAACCGCGAAGGAGUCUCCUUUGCUGCCGCGAGCUGCGAGCUGCGAGUCUCGGAUCUGGGCGAUAUCAGUGUUCCAAAUCCGCUCUUCCGCAAUCUCGUUCUCCUUCCGGACGAAGGCAAGGCUCUCAACGAUGCUCCUCUCAUCACAAUCCAGGUGACCAAGUUUUCGUGCGGUGGCUUCGCAAUGGGCGUCUACAUGAGCCACGCAUCGCUCGACGGCAUCGGCGCGCUCGAGUUCUUCAUGAACUACUGCUCGGUUGCCCGCGGCGAUGGAAUGCAAGUCAUCCCAAAGCCGGACCGGACGAUGCUCGCCGCUCGCUCGCCACCGCAAGUAACUUUCGACCACACCGAGUACGUGAAGCUCAGCGAUCUCAUGGCCGCCGCCGCUGCCGCCAAGGCCACCGCCUUCACCACCCCGGACUCCGCCAACGCCGCCACCCGAGCCCCACAAAAGCACGUCUACAAGAGCUUCUCCUUCACUCCCGACCGGAUCGCCCAGCUCAAGAAGGCCGUCCUCGAUGAAUCCACCGCGACGAUCGACAAGUGUUCUUCGUUCGAGGUGAUCGUCGCCCAUCUCUGGCAGGCGAGAACUCGGGCCGUGGAGAUGGAUCCCGACUCGCCCUCCAAGCUCUUCUUCGCGGUGGACAUUCGCAACAAGGUAGAUCCUCCGCUGCCAAAGGGAUUCGCCGGGAAUGGCGUCCUCUCGGCGCCUUGCGUGAAAACUCUCGCGCGGGACGUCCGCGAGAACUCGCUGGGCUACUGCGUACGGAAGGUCCAGGAGGCCAUCGCCGCGGUGACCGACGAGUACGUACGGUCGUCCAUCGACCACGGGGAGCUCUACCGCGGCGUGCCGGCGCUCCACGGUGGGAUAUUCAUCUCCCCGUGGUGGAAGAUCCCCUUCCAGGAGCUCGACUUUGGGUGGGGGCGGCCGCUCUACGCGGGGCCCGUGGUAAACGACCGGGUAGAAUUUGUUUUACUGCUCCACAAUGGUAAACAGGAUGGCGGGCUCAAUGCAUACCUGGCGCUGGAGCCGGCGGAGAUGGACAAGUUUGAGAAGCUCCUCCAAGUUUAGCGAGGAAAGCAUCUGGGCCGUUGGAUCGUUUGCCUUUAAAUUGAAAGGAAAAAUAGGAAAAUGGUUUUUUA